Messenger RNA from Caenorhabditis briggsae, 2142 nucleotides. It is a transcript of the gene Cbr-sta-1, whose product is annotated as Protein CBR-STA-1. The record is from RefSeq and is a predicted model, not a curated record. Gene Ontology annotation, molecular function: RNA polymerase II cis-regulatory region sequence-specific DNA binding; DNA-binding transcription factor activity, RNA polymerase II-specific. Gene Ontology annotation, biological process: cell surface receptor signaling pathway via JAK-STAT; regulation of transcription by RNA polymerase II; regulation of cell population proliferation. NCBI's taxonomy places the organism in Eukaryota, Metazoa, Nematoda, Chromadorea, Rhabditida, Rhabditidae. The transcript has 8 exons. Bases 1 to 2142 code for a protein of 713 amino acids.
AUGAUGGGCUCCUCAAGCCAAGAACUGCAAACGGCGCUGACGGACAUUUCAAAGACAUGUCAUCACAUGUGGGAAGACUCCAAAGAUCUUCAAGGACGUUUCGUCAACGAUCUCGCCGAACUGCAAAGACUGCAAUGCACAAUUACAAAUUUCGAGCGAGCUCAGCAUCCGGAACAAGCGUUUCAAGCAAAACAAGCAAUGACGGAAAUGCAAAAGAAGGCUACCGGGGUGUACGAGAUGUUGGCACAAAGAAGGAAUGAGAUUAUCAGCAAGUUGAAUGAUGGAGCAAAUAUUGCCUCAAUGAUGCAGGGCCAACUGAUAAACGACAAGCUGUUUACAUGGAAAAACGCUCAAAAACUGGCACAAAUCGGAAUGCCGUUCGACGAUCGUGAACAGCUUCUAGACGAGAUCCAACUGGAAUUCGAAUUCCUCGCAGACAACAUCUGGCAAUUGAAUAUGUUCGCGUGUUGGAUGUGUGAUUUGUGUCGUCGUGCUCCUCAGCUGAACGACGGUUUGGCUCAAUCGUCAGCUGCGAAAUUGACCACAAUCAGUGAGCAAUUGAACAGGCUCCUUUUCGUGCUCGUCUCACAAAGUUUCAUUGUUUCCGUUCAGCCGGAACCGGUUUUGAAGACUCAACACAAGUUUGUGACUGAGGUCCGUCUCCUAAUCGGUGACAAAUUGGGCAUUCGUCAACAACUAAUGAAUACAAACGUUUCGGUGAAAAUCAUCGCUGAAGACGAGGCCAGAGUGAUGAGUGUCGAUUGUGAUGCGCAGAAGGAAAUCCGUGCCAAUAAACAGGUCGGCUCGAUUUCCAACGACUUUGAGAAGCUCACAAUGGACGAGAGAGGUCAUCUCUCAGCGAAAUUCAACAACUCCAAACUCACUCGUAUUGCUCAUCGUAAACCGCCACCAAAGGGAGCAUCGGACAUGAAAUGCGCGGCAAAUAUGCAAGCGGCAACGGAUCAGAAAUAUGCUCUUCUGUUCUUUAUCACACCUUUCCAGAUGGGAAAUUUGAGCAAGGAAGAACAACUUGACGUCUGGACCCUCUCCCUCCCAAUCAUGGUCACGGUACAUGGCUCCCAAGACUGUGACGCCCAGGUCGCAAUUCUCUGGCACCGUGCAUUCGCCUCCAUCAGCCGGGACCCAAAUGUCCACGACGUCACCGCAGUCUCCUGGGAGAAUCUAGCAAUAAUGCUUCGUAACAAGUUCUCCCUGUUCACCGGAGCCCGCCGCCCCCUAUCCGAGUCCGAUCUGGCCUAUCUCAGUGAGAAAAUCAUAAUUCCAAAUAUGCCAGACCAAAAACCAAUCACUUUCACCCGAUUCGCAAAGCAAGCGAUGCGUGAGGAGCUGGCGUUUUCGUUCUGGGAAUGGUUCUUCUCAAUUAUGCAGCUGAUCAAACAGAAGUUGUUGAAAUAUUGGGAUGAGGGAUGGUGCAUUGGAUUUAUAUCGAAACACGAUGCUUCGCAGAGCAUGUGCAUGUUGCCGAACACCAGUUUUUUGUUGAGAUUCUCGGAUACGCAAACUGGAGCGGUCUCGAUUGGAUUCGUUUGUCAGGAUGAUGACGGGCAGAAGGUGCCAUUCCAUUUGUCACCUUUGACUAUCAAGGAUUUGGAUCAGUUGUCGUUGGCUAGUCGAAUCGCUUCGUGUCCACAGUUGAAGGAUAUUCGAUACAUGUAUCCCAACAUUGACAAAGAGGAAAUGCUCCGCUACUUUGAGUCGGAAGAACGUCAUCGUGUUGGUGGUCCCGAAAGCCCGGGAGGCUAUAUUCAGAGUGAGAUUGUGAUGGUUGCCAAGACCAAUGGAAACUUCCGUCGCGCCUCCGCCGCUCCAUCAAUGUUCGGCGCCGACUCACCAUCGCCACUCUCGAUUCAAAGCAAACUGGAUUGGUCGCCAGGAGAAAUUCAUCAGAGUAUGAUGGAGAUGACCGACGAACUUGGCCAUGUGCUCAACGUCGGAGGCAUGGACAGUAUGCACCCGGAUGCCAAUACCCUCUUGGGUCCCGCUUUCAAAAAUCCCACGUUCCAUCCACACGACCAACAACAACACCUUCAAUUCGUCGACAUGUCCCAUCCUCAAAUGAUGCAACAACAACACCAUGGACAUAACCAUAACCAUACCCAUAACCAGUUUUAUCCUUCUUAA